Molecule: messenger RNA, 2948 nt
Organism: Cherax quadricarinatus
Lineage: Eukaryota; Metazoa; Arthropoda; Malacostraca; Decapoda; Parastacidae
Source: RefSeq, a predicted model, not a curated record
UGUUGUCACCUCUGAGUGAGGUGUCACAUAAAAUGUGAGGUAUAACAUAAAAUGUACUUAUCUUGCCUGUUCUUCCAAUUCCUCUUAAGAUAUGUGUAUAAGCACAUGAAAGUUAUCAGGUUUUAUUUCCUAUAUUCACUGUGGUAUUUUUUCAUAUAUAUAUCCAUACAUUAGACAACCUUUUAUCUAUAUAAAAUUUACUAAUUUGACACGAUGAACAUCACAAAAUAACUCUAACACAAUCUUUGUACCAUCUUUAUACCACUGGGAACAGUUAUCCAGUCUGUCCUACCAGUCACAGUACUCUUCCCCAGAAGGCAGAACCAAUGGGAGCUCUCUCCAUGACCACCAGUUUAUCCCAGACUGUGGAUGCUACUGUCUCCAACCUACUGCUAGCAGCAGCCCUCCUAAUCAUCCAGCUCUUACCAAAGUCAGGAGCUACGAGAUUCGAGCCAGCAGAGGGUGGCGCCGUAGCAGCUGUUACAGGAGCUGGAACAGCUGUUACAGGAGUGUUACAGGACACCUGGUACCCCUCUUGCUCUGUCAUGCUCCUCACCGACCCCACCUCCUCACCAGCACAGAUCCUCAAGGAGUUUGCAGAUGCAGGCUCGCCAUGGGGGGUUGUAGUUCUGCGAGCAAGUAAGCCAGGGCAAGCCAACGACACCACACUCACCUCACCACUACCCAACCUCAUACGCUACGCCAGACAGGUGCACUCCAACGCAUAUUAUAUCACCAGGUAUGUACACUAUGUGCGUCUGCUGUACCCUUGCGUGAGCCUGGUGGUACUCAGCGAUGACCUCGCCUUCUGGACCUCUUUCGGGGACCUCAGCUUGGCUGGACGCCUCCUUGUCUGGGAAACAAGGCUUGUGUGUGCAACCAGCUUGCCCCUGGAGACUGUGAGAGUCCUGGCCGCCGCCCACUGGAUCUACGCUAUGAUGAAUACUGUCAUCCUAGUCAGGGAGACGCCACUCACCCACCCACCCAGGUGUAUCAUUGGAAUUAAGCCAUAUUACUUGGCUUUCCUGGGUUAUUGUAUAAAUCAUGACAGGUGGUGUGUAUAUCAUGACAGGUGGUGUGUAUAUCAUGACAGGUGGUGUGUAUAUCAUGACAGGUGGUGUGUAUAUCAUGACAGGUGGUGUGUAUAUCAUGACAGGUGGUGUGUAUAUCAUGACAGGUGGUGUGUAUAUUAUGACAGGUGUGUAUAUCAUGACAGGAGGUAUGUAUAUCAUGACAGGUGGUGUGUAUAUCAUGACAGGUGGUGUGUAUAUUAUGACAGGAGGUAUGAAUGUCAUGACAGGUGGUGUGUAUAUCAUGACAGGUGGUGUGUGUAUCAUGACAGGUGGUGUGUAUAUAUCAUGACAGGUGGUGUGUGUGUAUAUCCUGACAGGUGGAGAGUGUACAGCUACGCUCCAUACACUCAACAGGGAGCCCAGCUGGUAAAGGUAGCCAGCUUGUGGCCAGCUGGGAGUAUACACCUCCUCCCUGGACACACACUCUUUCAAUCUAAGUUCUCCAACUUUCACAGAGCUAAGGUGAAUGUGACAGCACUGCCCUACAAGCCCUACUGGGACGAGGUGGUGGUGGAGGCUGACAGUGGGUCGUCCUCAGGAGGUACCAAGAAAUACUCUGGCUCAGACAGACUCAUGCUGGAGGCUAUAGCACAAACACUCAAUUUCACCAUCCACGUCCUCCCAGUACAGUCUUGGCAGGAGGUAGUGACCCUGGUGGAGGAGAGAGUGUCGUUCGUUGCAUCAGUGGUUCACCUGAUCCUCCAGAACAGGAUAGAGAGAUACAGCUUCACCAGCACGUACGAGCACAGCAUCAAUCUGGGCUUCGCCAUGGCUAAGCCAUCCCUCAGGCCUCAGUGGCAGUCUCUCUACUAUCCUCUGGCAGACGGGGUGUGGGCUACUAUCCUCUUCCUCCUCCUCAUUAUGCCUCCAGUCUUCUACCUGGUGAGCUGAGUCGAUUGUGAGAUGCGGGUUGGCAACACAGUGUUGGUGGUGGUGGGUGCCUUGUUUGGGCAGCCCAUGCAGAGGGGUCUGCCCACCAGCACUACCUGGCGGGGGCUGCUGGCGGCCUGGCUGGUCUUCACCUUCAUCGUCACCACCGCAUACCGGGGCAACCUCAUAGCUUUCCUCUCCCUGCCCAAGUACCCGCCCCGCCCGGAGACUCUCCAGCACCUCGUCACCGUUGUUAACAGGAUCACCAUGCCGUCCUACGGCUCCGAGUUUCUUAAUUUCCUGCGCGAGUCAGAGUCUCCUACCUUCCGUGCCUGGGGAGAACUAAUGACUGUAGGAGUGUCUGUCACUGAGGGUCUUCACCAAGCACUCCGUAAGAGACAGGCUCAUGUAGACGGUCGACGGUACCUGGAACUUGUGAUAGCUGAGAGUUUCACUGAUGCUGACGGAGAGACGGCACUGUACGUUGGGAGAGAGGGCGUCCUACCAGGAUUCAACGCCUGGCCCAUCCCUCACGACGCACCUUACAAGGACGCCUUCGACAGAGUCAUUAAUGUUGUCAUCGAGAGUGGCCUUUACAACAAGUGGAUGGCUGAUAUACUGGCUCAGACACGACGGGAGGCGCAGCAGAAGCGCAAACUUGAACAGGCGUCGCAGACGAAGGUGGAGGCUGCUGCCGGAUCAUCUAAAGGAGUGAACCAGUCACUCACCCUGGUGCACCUGCAGGGACCCCUGCUGCUCCUCCUGCUGGGGCUUCUCGCUGCCUCCCUCGCCUUCAUCGUGGAGGUCGGCCUCAUGAGGUUCUGGCGGCGUGGAACGUGAAGCUGCCUGAUGCUCACUCCCAGGCUGUACUUCCUUAAACACUGUAUCGGCACGUAUAACCACAGAAAAUAACUGCAAAAGUACCACAGAUGAGUGUUGGUCACUGUGGUCUAUGUUGCAAGCCUCUCUCCACACCUCUCAACAAAAUUAUUUUUGAAAUUAAUA